AUGAGCAAAAUAUCUAAUUAAGUUGAUAAUUAGAAAAGAUUAAAUAGGAUAUUAAAUUAAAUAAAAGAACUUGUAAAUGAGAAAGAAUAAUAAUAAGAACAGAAGAAUUAUGAUGAAAAAAGGUAGUUCUCAAAAGAAGAAAUGAUAAAGUUCAUAAAAGAAGAAUAUUAAUAAUUAAGCUAAGAAGUUCGAAAAUUGUAAGUAUUUCGAAAAAAUACCUUUGGAAGCCCUCCUAGAAAUAAAUGA
This is a messenger RNA of Paramecium sonneborni, 246 nucleotides long. The record is from the annotation of a GenBank genome assembly. Lineage: Eukaryota; Ciliophora; Oligohymenophorea; Peniculida; Parameciidae.